GCUAUGGGGUCAAGGGAGAACAAAGAGAGACAUCAAGAGACUUCUGAUGUGGACUUUGGCGAUAUACAAAUGCAAAAGGAGCUCGGAAAUGCAGCAUUUACGACUUCGAACAAAGCAGUGUGGAGAAAUAAAACAAUUGUGGUUAAAAACUAUACAAUUUCCAAUUUGUCGGCUGCUACUCGUAAAAAUGAGUAUUCGAAACUUUUGAAAAUGAAUCAUGAGAAUGUAUUAAUGUUUUAUGGUGUCUCAGCUUUAUUUAAUGAUAAGCCUUCCUUACUAAUGGAGUAUGCGGAGUGUGGAUCACUGCACGAACAAAUUCACGGCAAGGGUAUAAAGAACUAUUCCACAAGGGAUGCCCUCAAUUGGAUGUACCAGUGUGCGAAGGGCCUUGAAUUUUUACAUUCACUGCGUAUUUUUCAUUUCAAUAUUAAGCCACGAAACUUGUUCCUUUUCAAUAACCAUCGACAAUUGAAGGUCGGUGAAUUGGGAAAUCAUCCUGGGAUACUAAAGAAGUGUAAAUCUCGUCCCUAUAUGCCCCCAGAGCGAUAUUAUGACUUAAAUAACGGGGAGAAAUAUGAUGUAUACAGUUUUGGAAUGGUACUCUGGGAAGUAAUAACACGCAAAAAACAUGUCUAUAAGCUAUUCGGAAGAGAUUCAGGCUACCAAGCACCAUUUACAGAUUUUACCGAAGACUUAGCCCCGAUAAGAUGGCUAAUUGAAUGUUGUCGUGAUCGUGAUCCGGUAAAUAGACCCACUAUGAAAAGUCUUGCAACAAGUAUCGCAUUGGAAAUAGAGGAUAUAAAUCUUGGCGAGAUAAUGGGACAUGGAGCCUACGGUGUUGUCUAUAAAUCUCAAUUAUUCGAUGUUCCAUGUGCGGUAAAAGAAGUCUUUGUAGCAGAUGACGAUACCAAGAAAAAUAUUGAAAGAGAAGUGAAAUAUCUAUCCCGAGCUACCCAUAAAAAUAUUGUCAAGCUGUUUGGUAGCAAGCUUAGCAAGGAUUCCAAGACAUUGAUUGUAAUGGAGUUUGCAGACUGUGGAACACUUUAUGAUUACGUUCAUAAAGAGGAAGAACAAAAGCGGAAUGAAUAUUCCGAUUCGACUGCUCUCAGUUGGAUUCGCCAAUUAGCCGAGGGCCUUCAAUAUUUACAUGCCAUGAAGCCGAAGCCAAUUAUCCAUCGAGAUAUUAAAACCAAAAACUUGUUACUUACCGACAAUUAUCGAGUAUUGAAGAUCGCAGAUUUUGGUACAGUUAGAGAACAGGCUACUUUGAUGACAAAACAAUUUGUUGGGACAGCCGAAUAUAUGGCACCUGAGGCAUCCUUGAAAUACAAGUAUUCGGAGAAAAGUGAUGUCUAUAGCUUCGGGAUCGUUUUUUGGGAGGUGAUGUCACGAAAAAAGCCCUUUUACCACUUGCAAAAUCUGCCUCCAGUCGCCAUAAUGCAUAAAGUCACUAAAGGUGAACGGCCUCCCAUCGAGGAUACAAAGGAUCUCAAGAAUGUAAGAACUCUGAUCAUAAAUUGUUGGAAUAAUAACCCAGAAGAUCGGACGUGUAUGAAACAUUUAUUGUGUAAAUUACCCGAGGCAACAGAAUAGAUUAAUUCUCAAUUAUCAUGAACAAAACCAUGAGCGAAAAUUGAGAAUAUUAACUGUUUUAAAAUUACAUUUUUCCUUUUAUCAUAUUUAAAAACUGCUUAUACCCAUUUUUUACUUCUACUCGUAUACUUUUUCUGAAUGCUAAAAAAUAUAUUUGUAAUUCUGUAAUA
Drosophila innubila is the source of this 1763-nucleotide messenger RNA. Its product is annotated as mitogen-activated protein kinase kinase kinase 10-like. Bases 4 to 1593 code for a protein of 529 amino acids. The record is from RefSeq and is a predicted model, not a curated record. Lineage: Eukaryota; Metazoa; Arthropoda; Insecta; Diptera; Drosophilidae. Gene Ontology annotation, molecular function: ATP binding; MAP kinase kinase kinase activity; magnesium ion binding. The transcript has 8 exons. Gene Ontology annotation, biological process: JNK cascade; positive regulation of canonical NF-kappaB signal transduction; protein phosphorylation.